Molecule: messenger RNA, 3796 nt
Organism: Psammomys obesus (fat sand rat)
Lineage: Eukaryota; Metazoa; Chordata; Mammalia; Rodentia; Muridae
Gene: Ddah1
Product: dimethylarginine dimethylaminohydrolase 1
Exons: 6
Coding region: 118-975 (285 amino acids)
Biological process (GO): positive regulation of nitric oxide biosynthetic process; arginine metabolic process
Molecular function (GO): amino acid binding; dimethylargininase activity
Source: RefSeq, a predicted model, not a curated record
UCAUCGGCUGCCAAGAGGAGCCGCCGGGCGCUCGCAGGCUCGCAGGCUCGCAGGCUGGGCGCGCGCCGCUCUCGGGAGGAGAGCCUCCCCCGCCGCCGCCGUCUCCCCGCGUGAGCCAUGGCCGGCCUCGGCCACCCCGCCGCCUUCGGCCGGGCCACCCACGCCGUGGUGCGGGCUCCGCCCGAGUCCCUGUGCCGCCACGCGCUCAGGCGCUCCCAGGGCGAGGAGGUGGAUUUCGCUCGCGUGGAGCGCCAGCACCAGCUCUACGUGGGCGUGCUGGGCAGCAAGCUGGGCUUGCAGGUGGUGCAGCUGCCGGCCGACGAGAGCCUGCCCGACUGCGUGUUCGUGGAGGACGUGGCCGUGGUGUGCGAGGAGACCGCCCUCAUCACCCGCCCCGGGGCGCCCAGCCGCAGGAAGGAGGUUGACAUGAUGAAAGAGGCUCUGGAGAAGCUUCAGCUCAACAUAGUAGAGAUGAAAGAUGAGAAUGCAACCUUAGAUGGCGGAGACGUGUUGUUCACAGGCAGAGAAUUUUUUGUGGGCCUUUCCAAAAGAACAAAUCAACGAGGUGCUGAAAUCUUGGCUGAUACUUUUAAGGACUACGCGGUGUCCACCGUUCCCGUGGCCGACUCUUUGCAUUUAAAGAGUUUCUGCAGCAUGGCUGGGCCCAACCUGAUUGCAAUAGGGUCCAGUGAGUCUGCGCAGAAGGCCCUCAAGAUCAUGCAACAGAUGAGUGACCACCGUUACGACAAGCUCACCGUACCCGACGACAUGGCUGCCAACUGCAUCUACCUAAAUAUCCCCAGCAAAGGGCAUGUCCUGCUGCACCCAACCCCAGAAGAGUACCCAGAAAGUGCAAAGGUUUAUGAGAAGCUGAAGGACCAUUUGCUGAUCCCCGUGAGCAACUCGGAACUGGAAAAGGUGGACGGUCUGCUCACCUGCUGCUCCGUUUUUAUUAACAAGAAGAUGGACUCCUGAGCCAGAGUCCCUCUCCUGUGGCCAGUGUGGCCUAGGCCAGGCUAAUGACUGACUGUACCCACUCCUCUUGUUUUCCUUGACAAUCUACUGUGCCACUGUGCUACUAACUCUUGUUUACAAAAAUAAUAAUAAUUUCCAUUUUAAUCACUUCAUUUUCUGCACCCUCCUUUUCCUCACGGUGGCACCUAACCUGUGGAUUUGCCAAACGAGUUAAGUGACCUAGAAAAUACAUGACUAACCAAUCAUUGGAACGUGAUCAAUACUGUGGGGACACUCAUUUCCGUGUUUGUGUUAUUAGUAUGGAAAUGAUAGAGUUGCGGAGUAUUAUAAAGACUGUCUUCCUGAUCAUCCAGAGAAGCAAGGGACCUUUUCUCCCCCUCGGUAUCAUGAAUCACAUUUGGUUCCGGAGAAAUUCCCUGACCCAUGGAUUUAUGGUUUUUUCCCAGCCCCUUCUCAACUCUAAAAGCCUUUCUGCUAGGUACUGUCUUUGGCCUUUCCCAGUUCUCUCAUAGCCACCUUGACCUUGGAUAAGGUUGUUCAUUCUGAAUUCCUUCCUUAAGAUCUACCCUGUGUGCACCCCUGCUCUUCUGCCUCAUGGCCACAUCUCUCUCCUAUGACCACCAGCCCUCCCUUCCCCUAGAGAAGAGCAGUGGUUCCUCAGCAGAUCUGUGACCCCAAUCAGAGUGACUGGAUGAGGAACAGGAACCCCAAGAUGUACAUCCUGACACUUGCCUUGAGCACGUCUAGGAAGGUAAAUUCAGCCCCAGGAGAUCAGGAUGUUAAAGAAGUCCCGAAACACCCCAUGGGUAGAUCUUAGAGAGACUGAGUCACAUGCCGUCAUUUGCCUCAUGACUAGUCCUAUAGGAGCAUGGAGGAAAGUCCUUUUCCACCUAACCCCUUCCCCUUUUUUCAGCUUCUUUCUGUUUCACCUUGUUUUUACCCCAUAAGAAUCAUCAUGAUCUUGAAAAGGCAUUUCCUUCCAAAGAGGCAGAGCAUCUGAGAUGAUUGUUGAUGGUCUGCUGAGAGCCAGAGGGAGCUGCCUCCACCCAAGGUCUAGGAGCGCAAUCAGGAAAUGGUCCCAAAAGUCAAUCUCAAACAAUGUAUGAGUCUUCUGUGAAAUAUCCAUGAAUGUUUACUGUGGAAUUCAACUGAAACUUGUUUCCUCUCUAGUCUUCAGAUUACACAAUGUUCAGCUGGCACAGGUCUCUUACAAAGAACAAUGCCACAGCAAAGGAAGAGAACAUUCCUUUUUUAAAUGCUGAAAAGAUCAGGGUCAGGGACAUGGACCUUUACAAGGAAUAGUGACCAACCCAACCAGACAUGGCAUCAAACUUGUGGUCACAUCUUUGCUCUAUAGUCUACAGUUUGUCAUUCAAUAUUUAAAGUUGGGGAGACAAAGAAAGAUUACUUCAGGUCUAUCUCUCCUUGCCUCUCUUGUGAUCAAUGGUUUUUAUCUUGUUGAGCAGGAGAGAAUUGCCUUCACUGCAUUUUCCCUCAGUAGAAAGAAGUAAGAAUCCCCUGGGAAAGCCAAAACAUCCUUUACCACUCUUCCUUAUUGGCCAUCUCUCUGAAGAAAUCAGUUCUAUCUCUUCCUUGCUGUCUAACUUUAGACUCAUAUCCUAUGCAAAUAUCUAACUAUGUACACCCUGUGAAUGAACCAUAUCUUGGUCACUAUCAUAUUUCAGAACACCUCAUCAGGAGUGAAUAAUAUGUUUUUUUCCAGGGUGAAUGAAUGUGAGCCACAUGCCCAAAUUAAUAAAGAAAAAUUGUUCUCAGCAAUUAUGGUUGCCUUUGGGGGUUAAAUUUGGCCCUACACUGGCAAAAAGCAGAAAUUCUUCCUGUGAGAGAUGACCAUCUCAAAAUCAACCAGAGGAAAACCAACCCACUGAGCUGGUGUAGGCCAACCAGCAUGUAAUUGUCAGCAGCAUCCUUCUAUCAUCCGAUUACAGACCUGUCCUCUUGUUAUGUUUAGUCAAAUACAAGCGAGUAGAUUCUUCAUUAUGACAGUUUCUUCUGCAAGACCUAGUUUUUUCAAUUCCCCUUUGCUUCCCUCUUCCCUUAUUUGUCUUGAGAAGUAAUUAUUCUGCUCUUUGGACUCCCUGUAUGGUACAAUGAUGUGAAAACUCAGAAUACUCCCGGCACAGUAGCAAUGCUUCUUUGAUGUUGUCAUCAGCAUACUGUUAUCUUUGAAAAGGAAAGAUGUUAUUAGCCCAGCUCCCCUCUUGUCCACUGUGUCUUACAAAGAUGCAAACACUAACAGAAAUGCUUUUGGCAUUAUAAAGACAUGAGGAAUUAACAUUUAAGUAAGUAUACAUUGAGUUAGAAUUAUUGGGUCAAUAUAUGAUUUGAUUUAGUGAAAAGAUUGUCUAGAAGGAAUAUAUAAUUUAGCACUAUGUCAUUAGCUGGUAUGUUGCUGUAGGAAUCAGUGGCAGGUCUCUCCAGAGUGUGUUACUUGCUCUUCUUUGCUGCUAGGAACUGAUUACCAAGGCCACCAUCUCCACAUCUCUAAGAAGGGAAAAUAAAAUAGUCUGUAGUUUCACAGUGUGACUUAUGUAGGUUGCAUGUUAGUCUCUGUAAUUAUUCAUGCUUUAACCUGCUACAGAAUUCAGACAUGAUUUCCAUGGGGUGUUAGGUUUUCAGCUUUUUUCUCUUCUUGCCUGUCAACUUCCAGCCAAUGUAUGGUUAUCCAGUCUGUGUGCCAAAGCCAGCCACACCUCCCACAGCCCGUUAGUGCAGAGUUCUUCUGCAGCCACACUAGUGCCCCGCUGCCCACCCCUAAUGUACACCGGUGAAGACAGAAUAAAGUGUGAGUUGUACUGUG